AUGUCAAACUGCAUUUUCUGCAAGAUCGUGGAGGGGGCUAUACCGUGUCACAAGGUCGCAGAGACGGCGAAGGUGCUGGCCUUCAUGGAUGUCAAUCCCCUCUCGCGCGGUCACGUGCUGGUGAUCCCCAAGACGCACGCCGAGUUCCUGCACGAGGUGGAGCCGGAGACGGCGGGGGAGAUGGGAACGCUCGUGGCGAAAAUCAGCCGCGCUGUGGCUGGUGACGGAGAGCCCAAGACGCAGUACAACAUUCUGCAGAACAACGGUAGGCUCGCCCACCAGGAGGUGCCGCACGUGCACUUCCAUAUCAUUCCGAAGCGCAGCGCGGAGGAGGGCCUCGGUGUGCGGUGGAACACCAUGGAGACGAACCACGCGCUCUUCGCCGAGGACGCUGCACAAUACAGGAAUGCGCUAGAGAAGCUAUGA
Trypanosoma grayi is the source of this 426-nucleotide messenger RNA. RefSeq names its product adenosine 5-monophosphoramidase. Gene Ontology annotation, biological process: nucleotide metabolic process. Lineage: Eukaryota; Euglenozoa; Kinetoplastea; Trypanosomatida; Trypanosomatidae. The record is from RefSeq and is a predicted model, not a curated record. Gene Ontology annotation, molecular function: catalytic activity. The transcript has a single exon. Bases 1 to 426 code for a protein of 141 amino acids.